GACACGGUGACGCAUUACAGAAGACAGCAGUGAGGACUGAGGGCACGACUGGAUCCAUAACUUUGCUAUCAAAAUGUCAAAGGUAUAUAAGAAGACCAGCGGCAACGGACAUAUUGCCCUGUACUUGGGGAAGAGAGACUUUGUGGACAAUGUGGAUUCAGUGGAAGUAGUUGACGGUGUCAUUAAAGUGGACCCUUCAGGUCUUGGCGGGAAAAAAGUAUUUGUCUACCUUGCUUGUGCCUUCCGCUAUGGAAGCGACGACUUGGAUGUUAUCGGGCUGUCCUUCAGGAGAGACAUCUGGAUACAGCGCGUUCAGGUGUAUCCACCGACAGGUGCAACCACAGCCAAAACACCAAUGCAGGAAUCCCUCAUGAAGAAAACUGGAGAGCAAGGAUGUCCAUUUUCCUUCCAGAUGCCAUCAAAUCUGCCAUGCUCAGUCUCCCUGCAGCCUGGGCCAAAUGAUGCUGGCAAGGCUUGUGGUGUGGACUUUGAGGUUAAAGGAUACGUUGCCAACACAGCAGAUGAAGAAGUUGAGAAGAAGGACACGUGUCGCCUGAUGAUUCGCAAAAUACAAUUUGCACCAGCUAACAACAAGCCUGGACCCAAGGGUGAUAUAGCAAAGCAGUUUAUGCUGAGUGACAAGCCUGUUAACUUGGAGGCCUUCCUUGAAAAAGAGAUUUAUUACCACGGAGAUCCAAUCACCGUCAAUGUAAAGAUCAACAACGAAACCACCAAGGUUGUGAAGAAAAUCCAAAUUUCAGUUGAGCAGCAGGCAAGUGUGGUGCUCUACUCAUCUGAUACUUACACCAAGGCGGUCUGCUCCGAGGAGUUUGCGGAGACAAUUGACGCCAACUCUUCAUUCGAGAAGUCCUUCCAAAUAACCCCCCUGCUGGCCAACGCCAAAGAGAAGCGGGGUCUUUCAGUAGACGGCCGGCUAAAAGACGAGGACACCAACCUAGCAUCCACUACCCUGAGUCAAGGAGAAAAGGAGAUGCAGGGAAUCAUCAUCUCCUAUAAAGUCAAGGUCAAUCUAGCGCUGGGCGGCGGAGGCCUGCUGGGUGGCUUAACAGGAAGCGAUGUCACUUUGGAGCUUCCUUUGACUCUGAUGUCCCCAAAACCUGCAGAAGUGUCAGAAAUCUCAAUUGACGCCAUGGAGGGUUGAGAUGACCAGCGAAGGAAAAAUCACCUCUCUGACAGAGAAUACAGAACAAAAAGGAACUCAACACCAAUGAAGAAAAGCACAAAGUGUCAUUUAAUCACUAAAAUUGUUCUUAUUUCACCUGUACAUAUACAUGUUCAUUAGGUAUUACCACAAGAGCUCAAAAAGAGUCACUGAAAAAGAUCCAAAACUCUGUGUGACAUUUCUCUGAAUGCCAAUAUAGCAUUGAAUAGAAAUAAACAAGUAUUGUAUAUGUUUCUUUGUCAAAAGAAAUGAUUCGUAGACUUUUUUCUCGAUGUGUUUUGAUUACCAAACCUCUAAUUAUCCUUAAUCUUUAUUGCUGUCAUUAGAGCCAUGAUAUAUUAUUACUGAAUGUGCAGCUGUGGGAUAAAUAUCCCCAUGCUACUUGUGUCACUAUUUAUUGACAAGAAAAGUUAAUAAACUUAUUGU
Molecule: messenger RNA, 1609 nt
Organism: Anarrhichthys ocellatus (wolf-eel)
Lineage: Eukaryota; Metazoa; Chordata; Actinopteri; Perciformes; Anarhichadidae
Gene: arr3b
Product: arrestin 3b, retinal (X-arrestin)
Exons: 17
Coding region: 74-1162 (362 amino acids)
Biological process (GO): G protein-coupled receptor internalization; signal transduction; visual perception
Molecular function (GO): G protein-coupled receptor binding
Source: RefSeq, a predicted model, not a curated record